Messenger RNA from Synchiropus splendidus (mandarinfish), 1868 nucleotides. Its product is annotated as zinc-binding protein A33. Gene Ontology annotation, molecular function: protein binding; zinc ion binding. Lineage: Eukaryota; Metazoa; Chordata; Actinopteri; Syngnathiformes; Callionymidae. The transcript is spliced from 7 exons. The record is from RefSeq and is a predicted model, not a curated record. The coding region runs from base 92 to 1519 and encodes 475 amino acids.
GAUAGGGUGCCGGAGCGUGGAAGGAUGGAAGGAUCUGAUUCUUUCGAACCGAGUGAACCCACGCACGGGCACACGCACGGAAACACCCAAAAUGUGUGGAUGUGGGCGACGUCUUCAUGAAGCAGCCAUGUCUCUACCAGAGGAGGACCUCACAUGUCCUGUGUGCUGCGACAUCUUCACUGACCCGGUUCUGCUGGGCUGCAGCCAUAGCUUCUGCAGGGGCUGCCUGACACGCUACUGGGAGACUGGUCAGCGCGAGUGUCCGGUUUGCCGGAAAAGGGCGUCCAAGUGCAACCCGCCCUCCAACCUGGCUCUGAGAAACGUGUGUGAAGCCGUGCUGCUGAGGAGACUGAGCUGCGAGCCGGCCGAGGACAAGCUGAGAUGUAACCAGCACCGAGAGGAGCUGAAACUCUUCUGCCUGGUGGACAAGCAGCCCAUCUGCGUGGUGUGUCAGGCGUCCAAGCUGCACAAGUCCCACGACUGCUCCCCGAUCGAAGAGGCUGCCCGCGACUGUAAGGAUGAGCUCGCCGUGUCCCUCAAGGGUCUGCAGACUAAACUGGACAGCCUGACCAGGAUUGGCAAGACCUCCGCCGAGAUGUUCAAGUACAUCAAGAGUCAGUCGCUGGAAACCCAGCGGGUGAUCAAGUGUCAGUUCGAGGAGCUUCACCGAGUCCUCUACGAGGAGGAGUCGUCUAGAUUAGCGGCGGUGAAGAAGGAGGAGGAGGACAAGAUCGUCGGGAUGACAGAGCGGGUGAAAGAGAUUUCAGCAGAGGUGCUGUCACUCACAGACACCAUCACCGUCAUCCAGGAGCAGCUGAACGAAGAAGAUAUGGUUUUAUUGACUAAUUUUAAAGAUGUCCAGGAGAGAUGCUCCCCGACUGUGCCGGACAACAUGUCCGGAGCUCUGAUCGACGUGACCAAUCACCUUUGCAACCUGAAGUAUAGAAUUUGGGAGAAAAUGUUGGAGCAUGUGGAUUACACUCCUGUGACCUUGGACCCAAACACAGCACACCCCUGCCUCAUCCUGUCUGAUGACCUCACUUCCCUCCACUACACAAAGCAGCCGAGCUGCUGCCCCGAUAACCCCGAGCGCUUCCACAUGAGCGCAGAGGCGGUGGGCAGCACCUCCUUAGGGUCAGGAAGCCACCACUGGGUCGUCGAAACAGGAAGCAACGAGGAAUGGAUGCUGGGCGUGAUCGCGUCGUCCACACUCAGGAAUGCCGACGUCUCGGCCCGACCCGAGAACGGCUUCUGGACCUUGAGUUACCGGGACGAGGAGCUCCGAGCCAUGACCUCCCCCCCGACUCCACUGACAUUUUCAGAAGCGCCCAAGCAGGUCAAAGUUCACGUGGAUUCCAACAAAGGGACGGUCACUUUUAUCGACUGCUCGGAAGAAAGGCUUAUUUAUUCUUUCACACACACGUUCACAGAGACGCUUCUUCCAUACUUCUACACGAGGAGCAGUCAACCGCUCCGGAUCAUGCCGGAGAAAGUCCUGGUCACAAUGUUACGACAGUAGUUUUUAUAUCUCAGUUUUAAAGUUUUACAUCUGAGAUUACGGUGAUCAAUUUCACACAUUUUAUUGUGAGCAGAAGGUCAAAUUAUUUACUUUAAAUGAAUCAUUGCAGACAAUCUUGUAUUUUUGCACAAUGUUUUGUGAGUACAAUACUAACACGCGCCGUGUUGCUCGUUUUGGACACUGGAAGGUUGGUUGACGUGAAAAGCCACAUGUUCUUGCACUGUUUAGUGUUACACUGCCCCGGUGAUGUUGGAUUUUAAUAAAUUCAGGUGAGUUUCACGACUGUCGCGCACCUGCAUCUUUUGUGCACUAGAUGGCGCCAGCGCUCUAAAAUGAGAGGAUAGUGACG